Molecule: messenger RNA, 4291 nt
Organism: Zootoca vivipara (common lizard)
Lineage: Eukaryota; Metazoa; Chordata; Lepidosauria; Squamata; Lacertidae
Source: RefSeq, a predicted model, not a curated record
AUGAUGAUGACGUACGCUCUGCAAAGUAGACUGGCCUUCUGCACAUUUCGCUGGGCGGAGGCAGAUCCGUGGCGGCGGCUCAGUUCCUUUGCAUGCAGAAGAAGGAGCUACUUUCAGUUGCCGGCAGGGAAGGAGACGCCCCUCCCUGGAGAAGACUCGGGGGGGGGGGGCGGUGUAUGUGAAGCUUGCACAGCUGGACAACUCUCUGCUCGGGCCUCCCCCCUCUCCCACCCUCAUUUCGACAGGGCUGCUCUUGUUCGUAGCUCUAUUGGCAGACGCAUUCGGAAAGGAAGCCGAAGCACUUCGGGAAUGUCCAAGCCGAAGGGGAGGGGGAGGGGGAGGGGAGGAGCCCCUCCCUCCGAGGGGGCGCGUCCUUGGAGAGCCCCCAGGAAAGGAAAUCGGAAUAGAAUAGCGGACGAGGGAAGCGGAGGGCCAGAGAGGACAAAGAGGUAAUGCUGGAGGGCGGGGAAGGGGGAGAAAGAAAGGGGGCAGAGACCCCCCCCCCAAGAACAACUCCCUUCCUGGGCGAUAUCUGCACAGGCCCCGAACCAUGCGAUCCGGCUGCAGAGGAGGAGGAAAAGGAGAAAACAAAUAGGAUUUCCUCCCCCCACCCCGUCGAAAGAACACAAUGGAGAAGGCAGUCAGAACUCUGGGGGGCCCAUGUCCAAUGUGAAUAACGAAUAAACCACUAAAAUGCAUGGAGUGUGGCAAGAGAAAGAAGAAUCAAUUUGAAAGUAUGGAGUGUGGGAAGAGCUUCAGUGACAGUGGAACACUAAGAAGACAUAAACAGACGCACACAGGAGAGAAACCAUUUAAUUGCAUGGAGUGUGGAAAAAGCUUCACUGACAGUGGAACACUUAGAAAACAUCAUCGGACUCACACGGGGGAGAAACCAUUUAAAUGCAUGGAGUGUGGAAAGUGCUUCAGUAGGAGUGACAACCUGAAUUUGCAUCAUCAGACUCACACAGGACAGAAACCAUUUAAAUGCAUGGAGUGUGGAAAGUGCUUCACUGUUAGUGGAAAACUUAGAAUUCAUCAAUGGACUCACACGGGGGAGAAACCAUUUAAAUGCAUCGAGUGUGGAAAGUGCUUCAGUAGGAGUGACACCCUGAAUUUGCAUCAUCAGACUCACACAGGAGAGAAACCAUUUAAAUGCAUGGAGUGUGGAAAGAGCUUCAGUUGGACUGGAGACCUUAGAAAACAUCAACGGACUCACACGGGGGAGAAACCAUUUAAAUGUAUGGAGUGUGGAAAGAGCUUCAGUCAGAGUGGAGGCCUUAGGAAACAUCAACGGACUCACACGAGAGAGAAACCAUUUAAAUGCAUGGAGUGUGGAAAGAGCUUCAGUCAGAGUGGAGGCCUUAGGAAACAUCAACGGACUCACACGAGAGAGAAACCAUUUAAAUGCAUGGAGUGUGGAAAGAGCUUCAGUGAGAGUGGAGGCCUGAAUUCACACCAUCAAAAUCACACAGGAGAGAAACCAUUUAAAUGUAUGGAGUGUGGAAAGAGCUUCAGUCAGAGUGGAGGCCUUAGAAGUCAUCAGCGAACUCACACAGGAGAGAAACCAUUUAAAUGUAUGGAGUGUGGAAAGAGCUUCAGUGUGAGUGGAAACCUUAGAAGACAUCAACGGACUCACAUAGGGGAGAAACCAUAUAAAUGCAUGGAGUGUGGAAAGAGCUUCAGUCAGAGUGGACACCUUAGAGUUCAUCAAAGGACUCACAUGGGGGAUAAACCAUUUAAAUGUAUGGAGUGUGGAAAGAGCUUCAGUGAGAGUGGAAACCUUAGAGUUCAUCAAAGGACUCACAUGGGAGAUAAACCAUUUAAAUGCAUGGAGUGUGGAAAGAGCUUCAGUCAGAGUGGACACCUUAGAGUUCAUCAAAGGACUCACAUGGAGGAUAAACCAUUUAAAUGCAUGGAGUGUGGAAAGAGCUUCAGUGAGAGUGGAAACCUUAGAGUUCAUCAAAGGACUCACAUGGGGGAUAAACCAUUUAAAUGCAUGGAGUGUGGAAAGAGCUUCAGUCAGAGUGGACACCUUAGAGUUCAUCAAAGGACUCACAUGGGGGAUAAACCAUUUAAAUGCAUGGAGUGUGGAAAGAGCUUCAGUCAGAGUGGAAACCUUAGAGUUCAUAAAAGGACUCACACGGGGGAGAAACCAUUUAAAUGCAUGAAGUGUGGAAAGAGCUUCACUAGUAGCCGAAACCUUAGAAUUCAUCAACAGACUCACAUGGGAAAGAAACCAUUUAAAUGCAUGGAGUGUGGAAAGAGCUUCAAAUGUAGUGGACACCUUAGAAGUCAUCAACGGACUCACACAGGGGAGAAACCAUUUAAAUGUAUGGAGUGUGGGAAGAGCUUCAGUCAGAGUGGAACACUAAGAAUUCAUCAAGGGAGUCACACGGGGGAGAAACCAUUUCAAUGCAUGGAGUGUGGAAGGAGCUUCACUUGUAGUGCAACACUAAGAAUACAUAAACGGACUCACACGGGGGAGAAACCAUAUAAAUGUAUGGAGUGUGGAAAAAGCUUCACUGAUCGUGGAACACUUAGAAUGCACCAUCGAAUUCACACAGGGGAAAAACCAAAUAAAUGUAUGGAGUGUGGAAAGAGCUUCAGUCAGAGUGGACAUCUUAGAAUUCAUCAACGGACUCACACGGGGGAGAAACCAUUUCAAUGCAUGGAGUGUGGAAAGAGCUUCAGUGAGAAUGGACACCUUAGAAUUCAUCAACGGACUCACACGGGGGAGAAACCAUUUCAAUGCAUGGAGUGUGGAAAGAGCUUCAGUGGGAGUGGACACCUUAGAAUUCAUCAACGGACUCACACGGGGGAGAAACCAUUUAAAUGCAUGGAGUGUGGAAAGAGCUUCAGUGAGAGUGGACACCUUAGAAUUCAUCAACGGACUCACACGGGGGAGAAACCAUUUAAAUGCAUGGAGUGUGGAAAUAGCUUUAUUGACAGUGGAACACUUCGAAAACAUCAAUGGACUCACAUGGGGGAGAAACCAUUUCAAUGCAUGGAGUGUGGAAAGAGCUUCAGUCAGAAUGGAUCCCUUAGAAUUCAUCAACGGACUCACACAGGGGAGAAACCAUUUAAAUGUGUGGAGUGUGGAAAGAGCUUCAGUCGGAAAGGACACCUUAGAAGUCAUCAACGGACUCACACGGGGGAGAAACCAUUUAAAUGCAUGGAGUGUGGGAACAGCUUCAGGGAGAGUGGACACCUUAGAAUUCAUCAACGGACUCACACGGGGGAGAAACCAUUUAAAUGCAUGGAGUGUGGAAAGAGCUUUAUUGACAGUGGAACACUUCAAAAACAUCAACGGACUCAUACGGGGGAUAAACCAUUUCAGUGCAUAGAGUGUGGAAGGAGCUUCACUUGUAAUGUAACACUAAGAAUACAUAAACGGACUCACACGGGGGAGAAACCAUUUAAAUGUAUGGAAUGUGGGAAGAGCUUCAGUCAGAGUGGACACCUUAGAAACCAUCAUCGGACUCACACGGGGGAGAAACCAUUUCAAUGCAUGGAGUGUCGAAGGAGCUUCACUUGUAGUGCAACACUAAGAAUACAUAAACGGACUCACACGGGGGAGAAACCAUUUAAAUGUAUGGAGUGUGGAAAGAGCUUCACUACAAGUGGAAACCUUAGAAACCAUCAACGGACUCACACAGGAGAGAAAGCAUUUAAAUGCAUGGAGUGUGGAAAGAGCUUCACUACAAGUGGAAACCUUAGAAAGCAUAAUCGAACGCACAGAGGGGAGAAACCAUUUAAAUGUAUGGAGUGUGGAAAGAUCUUCAGUCGGAGUGGACACCUUAGAAACCAUCAUCUGACUCACACGGGGGAGAAACCAUUUCAAUGCAUGGAGUGUGGAAGGAGCUUCACUUGUAGUGCAACACUAAGAAUUCAUCAACGGACUCACACAGGGGAGAAACCAUUUAAAUGCAUGGAGUGUGGAAAGAGCUUCACUUGUAGUGCAACACUAAGAAUUCAUCAACGGACUCACACAGGGGAGAAACCAUUUGAAUGUAUGGAGUGUGGAAAGAGCUUCAGUCAGAGUGGAGACCUUAGAAAACAUCAACGGACUCACACAGGAGAGAAACCAUUUAAAUGCAUGGAGUGUGGAAAGAGCUUCACUAUAAGUGGAAACCUUAGAAAGCAUCAUCGAACUCACACAGGGGAGAAACCAUUUAAAUGUAUGGAGUGUGGAAAGAGCUUCAGUCGGAGUGGAGACUUUAGAAAACAUCAACAAACUCAUACAGGGGAGAAACCAUAUAAGUGCUAGGGAAGUGAACAGAUAAAUUUUUUG